Messenger RNA from Carassius auratus (goldfish), 1649 nucleotides. RefSeq lists its product as uncharacterized. The record is from RefSeq and is a predicted model, not a curated record. Bases 564 to 1301 code for a protein of 245 amino acids. The transcript has 8 exons. Lineage: Eukaryota; Metazoa; Chordata; Actinopteri; Cypriniformes; Cyprinidae.
AGCGCUGUCGUCGUGUCCCUCUUCUAUUCCGGGCUGAAUGGAGAAGCAGGUAUCCUAGUUACAACAUGACUGAGCUAACUGGAGAGCCAUCCAAAAUCAUUUGGUGACACUGGCAAGCACGGUGAUACUGCUGGAGACGGAUGUCACUCUCUUCUGCAACAUGUAAAAACUAGAGUGGAGAAAAAAAAUAGGAAUAAAGCUCUUGCUCAAUGCUGCAGAGAAAGAAGACCGCGCACUGGAAUGGCAGGAGAGGCCAGAGGCAAGAGGUCCUGUUGACCAAUACGGGCUGGAGCUAUACAUGGUAUCGCCAGACUAAGGGAACUGCUGGAUGAACGGGAGAAAGGUGUGUCAGGUGGGGCCCAGUAGAUUUGCCAGAGGGGGAGACCGAGGCAACAUUGGAGAAUAUAAAGAGGGAUCUGCUGAACAUCUACUCAGGCAUGCCAUCUACUCUCUUUUUGGGUUAUUUUGUUUAGAAUUUAGUAAUUUGUCAAGAUCUGAACACUGUGUGUGUUGGGCGGCUACAAGACCAAAUUGUUACUUGGGUACUAACAAUACAUUUUUGUAUGUCUGUGUACACAGGGGAAGGAAUGAGUUGGGCAGAGAGAGCAGAACCAAUGAUGGAAAAGACAUGCAUCAUCCUGUGGAAAAACCUUAACAAAGUGCCUGCUGCAGUGAUGUCUGAGAUCAAACAGGAAUGGCCAUUUCUCUUCUCUCAGAAAUGCCUAUUCUCACACUUUAACCUCCUGAUGGACGUUGAUGUCCUUCAGAAGCUACAGGAGGAAAUUAGUCGAAGAGGACAGACCAUCCUGGAUUACUGUGCAACACUGGACAACCCAAAGAUCCGUGAUGUUCUGGCCUGCUAUGAUCCAGACUCUGACAAGGCUGCCUGCAUCCUGCUGCUCCUAAUGUUGUACUUCAGAGAGCCGAAAGAGAGUUUGAUGCUUGAAGUUGAUUCAUGUGCCACUGCUGUGGGCGUCAAUACUGCAGAACUCCCCGGAACCCCGUGCUUGAUCAUUCAAGGUGACAUGAUGAAGCCCUCUGGAUGGCUUAUAUCCAUCAAGGGACAUGUCGUGAUGGGCCCACACCCUUUAUUUUUACAUGGAGUAGCUGCUUUCUUCAGCAGCUAUUACGUAUUCAACCUUGAGUAUCCUACCGCUGGAUCUUCGACACUGGAGUUCAUUCAAAGGUGCUUCCUGGGCAUCAAUCCUGAAAGAGGCUCAAAGACCAAGAAGCGGACAACAAUGAACCCUCAUGUGAGCACCCUUUUGAGGAAACUUAUUGACUUUGAGUGGGCAUCAUAGUUUUUUUUUUUUUUUUUUUUUUUUUUGCAGCGGUAGUUGUCAGGCUCAGUUUUGAGUAUCCUUGUUCUUUUUGUAAUUUUUCCAGACAACUUUGCACUACAAUGCUGCUGCAUGUGACUCUUGAAGUACUUGGCAUCUGCUAAACAAAUGAAAAAUAUUUUUUUCUUAAUAAAUAUGCCAUUGGGCUAACGUUGACUUUACCUCAGAGUUGUUUGUUGGGGGGAGGGGGUUAAUUGUACAAUGAUUGUAAAUUCACAGUAAAUGGAAGCUUCAUCUGCAUUACUUUUACAGUAUACAGUUUUACAGUAUGUUAUUGGACAAUUUUAGCAUGACUUCCACAGUAUACAU